Molecule: messenger RNA, 1824 nt
Organism: Melanotaenia boesemani (Boeseman's rainbowfish)
Lineage: Eukaryota; Metazoa; Chordata; Actinopteri; Atheriniformes; Melanotaeniidae
Gene: immp2l
Product: inner mitochondrial membrane peptidase subunit 2
Exons: 6
Coding region: 266-790 (174 amino acids)
Biological process (GO): mitochondrial respiratory chain complex assembly
Cellular component (GO): mitochondrial inner membrane peptidase complex; membrane
Molecular function (GO): serine-type endopeptidase activity
Source: RefSeq, a predicted model, not a curated record
GAAAACGUUAUUUUAUAGGUUUUUACACAGAGUUCCAACCUCUUUCCUGAAUGUUUCACUGCGGUUAUCGACAGUUUUCUGUCAUCACAUCUCUGAGCCAGCUGAGCGGUUAGCCACAGAAGCUAACUGUUAGCACUCACAGGUCAACUCUUGUCUGGCAGGAGAGGUGCCACAGAGAUGUUGACCCGGUUAAUCAAUGACCCAAACUAGUGCUGGCCAAUCAAGAUGACGAAGUUGAUUCGUCCUUUUGAGACUGAGCCUGCUCAUGGCGCAGACGGCGGGCCGGCGCUACCUGCGAGCUUUCGUCAGUGGAUUCUUUGUCGCUGUUCCAGUCACAGUUACCGUCCUCGAUAGAUUGGCUUACGUAGCGCGAGUAGAGGGAGCUUCGAUGCAGCCAUUUCUGAACCCAGGUGGAGGAUCAGAGUGUGAUGUGGUCCUGUUGAACCGAUGGAGUGUGAGGAACUACCAGGUCCAACGAGGUGACAUCGUCUCUGUUAUGUCCCCCAGAAAUCCCAAACAGAAGAUCAUCAAACGUGUUAUUGGCCUGGAGGGUGACUUCAUUCGGACUCUGGGCUACAAGAACCGCUAUGUUCGAGUCCCUGAUGGCCACUUCUGGAUUGAGGGGGAUCAUCAUGGACACAGUCUGGACAGUAACAGCUUCGGACCGGUGUCCGUGGGGCUCCUUCAUGGUCGGGCCUCUCACAUCAUCUGGCCGCCAAAUCGUUGGCAGCGAAUCAGACCAUCCCUCCCUCUGAACCGAGGACCACUGGACUCUGAGGAUGAGGGAUGAGGAGACAUAAAACCAGGCUGAGACACACGUUGGACCUCCUUCGGGUGUAAGAUUCGUGAGAAGAUCAGCUGAUCAGGGAUAAUUAUUUUGUUUGUGUUCCUUUUUCCUGAAGUCUAAUCUUCAGAUUUCGGUCAUCUCACAAGCAAGUGGCAUCUGUCAGCGUAAGCUGAUUUUUUUAUUUUUUUCAUGUUUUUAUUGUGUUUGUUUGCUUUUCUGGGCCCUACAUUACUUUGUACUUUGGUAAAGUGUAAAAGUAAGGCUUCUGUUUUAAAUUCAAGCUCUUAUCUUGAAUUAAAGUGUUGUCUUCAGUCUCAUACGUUUCUGACUGAUUGUCUCUGAACCUUUCUGUAACCACCAGUGGACAUUUCUGGACAUAAUUUUCUAAUGUCAGUCAGAUCCAGAUGUUAAAACUUGAACUUUUCCAUGACUGCAGCCCACAAGUAGCAAACUCCUGUAAACAACUAAAUGUAAAUAAAACAACAGUGAUUUGCAUGUAUAUACCUGCUUCUAUUUACAGUCAACAGUUUAGUGUAUUCUGAUAUUAGCUGAUCUUAAAUCUGACAGAAAGGUGGAGAUGGAGGGAACAAAAAGCUGGAAAUGUAAGUGAUGGUGAAAAUAAAGCUGAAUUAUUAACAUGAUGGAUGUAAAAAUACAGCCUCAGAAGAAAAGAUAGGAGGAGAUUCAACCAUUUCAAGCUAAUGUUAGAUAAACUUUAACUUUCCAUCAUUUCCAGGACAAUACGUCAUCAGAAGAUUCUGGAUGGAUUUGUGUGACAAAGGAAGAUGGCUGAAUAUCAGACGCCACGGCACUAAAAACGAUGGUGAAAGUGAUGCUUUGCUUUCUUUGUAUUUCUGACUGGAAGCGAAACAUCAGGUUCUCCUUUCAAAUGAAGCAGCCGUCUGACAUCAGCUGAUGUUAAACUUUCACUGGAGAGUUUUUAUCACAACGAGCAUACGGUGAGAAUAACCUGUAAUUAGUGAUGUUAACCAUCCCUUUGAUUUUGAGUACUGAUUGUGGUUUUAAAAAUGUUGCAA